Messenger RNA from Hyla sarda, 2285 nucleotides. It is a transcript of the gene ECHDC1, whose product is annotated as ethylmalonyl-CoA decarboxylase 1. Gene Ontology annotation, molecular function: enoyl-CoA hydratase activity. Lineage: Eukaryota; Metazoa; Chordata; Amphibia; Anura; Hylidae. Gene Ontology annotation, cellular component: cytosol. The record is from RefSeq and is a predicted model, not a curated record. Gene Ontology annotation, biological process: fatty acid beta-oxidation. The transcript has 6 exons. The coding region runs from base 751 to 1725 and encodes 324 amino acids.
UUUAGUUAUCUACCUGUUCGGAGCGUAGCAGGACCUGCGGGUCACGUGAAUAGGUUAGAACUCUAUGGUUUUGCUACAGGACCUUUGGAGGUUCCUGUGACGUGUUCACCCACAAUGCACUGUAACAGUGAGUGACAGUCGUUACGGACCAUUCCAAAACGGCCGGCCCCUGCUCAUAUAAGGGACCCGCGCCAUCUUGAUCCCUCUCUUGGGUUGCUGACUCUGGAAGAGGUAGGACCUCCGCAGCUUACAAGCCUACUUACUAGACCAAAGCCUUGCGGCCUAGGCCUCUAACCUAGCGGAUAGACUAAGCAAUUCCCCGCUACUCAUCGCAAGAUCACUGGACCUAAAUACUCCCCUAAAUCAAGCGGAUCUCUGCUAUACAAUCCUUAAGAAGCUAAAUUUGGGCUUAUCUGAUCCCAACCAACUGUCAAUCGCUGCUCAAUCUAUAUAUAAAGAGACUCUGUUAUCUGAACUGUUACUAUUAUUACAUGUACAGAAAUUCAUCAGUAAAAGUUCCUGCAAGUUUUCAGUUAACAGCGGUUGUGGACAAUCCUUUAUUUCUGCAUCACCUUUUGCUCUUGGGAAGGGUGGCAACAGGCCUAUUAAGAAACACAGCAUUUAACCCUCACCCUUUCGUCACGAGUGACAAGGGUUAACAGCGCCCUUAACUAUCCUGAACAGCAACACCCUAACUACCCUACAUCCCCACAAGACAGUAUCCUCUCAUCCGCCACCACACACGCAAAAAUGUCACUGACGUCCCGUGCGUGUGCCCAUAGGAGAAAAGCGGAGCAGAGUGGAGCAUCGAGGAGGACGUGCGCGCAUGACAUGGCACUUGCUAUAUGGCGAUGGGCUUUGAAGAGAACAGAAACAAGAUGGUGUCAAUAUAGAGGUCUAUAUAAUAGUAGCCAUGGAUUAAAUGAAACUGAAGUAAAGCAAAAAUUGUCGCAAUUCUCUGGAGGGUCUGUUAAUCUCUAUAAAGGAGAAAAUGGAAUAGCAGAGCUUUGUAUAAAUAAUCCAUCCCGGAUGAAUGCAUGUUCAGGAUCAAUGAUGCUAGACUUAGAGGAACGGAUUAGUGAUCUAGAAAACUGGAAUGAAGGGAAAGGUCUCAUCAUGUAUGGUGCAGACAACACAUUCUGUUCUGGUGGAGACUUGACAACCAUAAAAGGUAUCUCUAACCCAAAGGAUGGGCUGAUGAUGUGUAUGUUUAUGCAGAAAACAUUGACACGGCUGCAGAGGUUACCGCUCAUUAGUGUAGCCCUGGUUCAGGGAAAAGCAAUCGGGGGCGGAUCAGAGCUGUGUACAGUGUGUGAUUUCAGGUUGAUGACUGAAGGAAGUGAAAUACGAUUUGUCCAUAAGCAUAUGGGACUAGUUCCUGGUUGGGGAGGAGCAUCAAGAUUGAUUCAGCUUGUUGGAAGUAGACAAGCUCUUAAAUUAUUGAGCGGUGCUCUCAGGAUUCCCCCCGAAUAUGCUUUAAGCAUUGGACUGGCUGAUGACAUUUUAUCUUCAACUGGAGACAGAGCAUUGGAAGAAGCCCGGGCAUGGAUAAUGCCAUAUACUAAAGGACCAGCUGAAAUAACUAGAGCAAUAAAAGAACUAGUUGUCUCUGGGAGAGAACAUUUAUUUGAAGAUGCGCUAAGGAGGGAAAAGAACAUAUUUGGAACUGUGUGGGGUGGACCUGCCAAUUUACAGGCCUUGUCAAAAGGAGCUAAACACAAGUAAUGCACAGCUCAGCAUGAGGUACAGUUAGAAUGUCCUUUACAGCAAAGCUUUUAUUAUUGGAAUCAUUUUGAUUGUGGGUAAAGGGACAAUUGAACCAAAUAUCUAAAUAGUAAAAGGAUUAAAUAAUUGUUUAUAUAAAAAUAUAUUCUCUAAAAUAAAGUUCUAAUUGGGAACUGAUAUUUUUCAUUUAUUGAGCCCUGUUCUAUGUAGCACAAAUUUAAAGUAAGGUCUCAAUCACACUUGCAAAAUAGGUGCAUCCAAAACAUGGUAGGAAUGCAAAUCUGUACUCUGAGGAAACAGAGAAAGAAAACCCAUGUCUAACAGUGUCAUUUAAAAUAAAGCAUAUCUGUUGUUUCAUUUAAUAUUUCAGGAUAAGCUGCCCUGUGUGUGUACAUGAGAAGCAGCACUAUUUCUGGCCAUUACAUAACUUGUAUAUGGCAUUUUCCAAUAGGUAGGAUCCCUCAUUUUCAGUUGUCCCUUACCUAGUAGGUGGAGCCUAGACAUUAUGAUGUCUCUCAUACAUUGCACACAAAAUAUGGGAUCCUGCUCAUUUAUGUCUC